Messenger RNA from Oncorhynchus keta (chum salmon), 3684 nucleotides. RefSeq lists its product as uncharacterized. The transcript is spliced from 11 exons. Bases 432 to 2762 code for a protein of 776 amino acids. The record is from RefSeq and is a predicted model, not a curated record. NCBI's taxonomy places the organism in Eukaryota, Metazoa, Chordata, Actinopteri, Salmoniformes, Salmonidae.
GAGAUCGUGAACGUUUGCGAGGCUUGUUUUUUAGUUGUUGCUUUGACAGUUUGCGAAAUGUACUGACAACGUGGUUCAAGGUCGACGUGUAGGCGGCUGUGGGUUGCAACUGUAAACACUCACAGCUCUAUGCUAAAAGAGCCAACAUGUUGAGCAAAACAUCCACUAUAAUAUUAAAGCGCACUGAGGCAAAGCAAAAAUCGAGGCUCUACGCUGCAAGCUAGUGAGAGCAGAUAACUGAAUUAGGCUAAACAGCCUAGUAUAAUAAUGUUUAAUAUAUAAGUGGGCCAAAAGUGAAGCCAGCUCUUGAAAACCCAAUUCUGACUUGGAAAAACCUAUUUGAAUGUCACUGCCAGCAAGUGCAAUUAUACAGAAUAAUAUUGAAGAUCAUUCUGUGGACAUCAGGGGAUCUUCUAGCCCCUCCGUCUACUAUGUCCUCCAGAGGCAAAGGUGAGGAGUGUCUGGUGUGUGGGGGUGCCCUGCACGGCAACCAACGGCGAUGGCUCUUUGGGCGUCAGAACAAGAAAGAUGGUCAGCCUCAGACCCCAUCAGACUCGCUGGGCAGGGGAAGUCUCUCCAGGUCUUCUCAAAGCAGCCCCUGGGGUAGCACCAUGUCUCUUGGCUCCACGGUCUCUCUCUCGUCCCUUUCCUCACCUUCUAAAGCAAUGGACCUUCUCUCUGUGCUGACACACAUACUAGGCCAGUCCGUACCACGGGGCAGUGUGCGGGGGGAGUUCUUGUGUGGCAAAUGUGUUUCAGUUCUAGAGCGGGUUUUCAAGUUUGACUCUGUCAUUUCCAGGGUGAGGGUCUUAUCCUCUGAGAGGCUUCAGAAGUUGACCCAGGAGAGGGACAAGGUCAGGCAGUGGGUACGCAGCGCUUACCGCCAGCGAUGCCCUCAGGAUUUCCGGAUGAGGAGCAGCACUAGUGAGGAGGAUGGGGAGGGAAUGGGAAACCGAGAGGGUUACAUUGAAAUGUUGAAGGAGAACAUGGCCCUGUCAGAGUAUGAGUGCUGGUCUGAGAAAUGGGACGCAUGUCCAUACUUCAGGAGAACGGGGAAACGAUGCACGAUGGGGAAAAAUUGUGAGGGGUGUGAUUCUCUGAGGGUGUCCGACUCCGCCUAUGAGUCGGUUUGUGGGGUUCCCCGCCGCCUACCCUUCCAACCCUUUUCCCCCUUGGCUCUAUCGCGGGAUAAGUCGCAGAGCAUGCCUCUUCAUUGGUCGAGAGUGCCGUCGCUAAGCUCUAGCCCAGCGUCAUUGACUGGAUCCGCUCUCUCCUUACGAGCGUCCUCUCGCACUGAGUCCAUCCAAUCGCUGGACUCGCUGGGUUGCCGUGAUCCAUUUGAUUUCCCGGAUGAUUUGUCACUCCUGGUCCUCAGAGAGUUGAAAGGUAUUGAAGGAAAGCCUGUCAGUUCACCUUCGGGGAGUAAGAUUCCCGUUUUGGGUAAGAGGGAAGGGCGAUAUUCAGGAGAGGUAGGUCAGACAUCCUCCCCUGAGGUAACAAGGGUGCUGAAUUUUGGAGAGCGGGAGAAUGGAGGAGAGGAAGUGGACGGAGAGACAAAUGACAUUCUGACUGAAUUGAGGGACGAGUUUAUUCCACUACACAGAGAAAGCAAAACAGGUCGAGUGCACCCUGCAGUCAGACAGUUGAGAGGACAGCUUGAUCAAGCCAUGACACGCAUCAAGACCCUAGAAACUGAGCUUAAACACGGGACCAAAACCAAACCAGAAGCUAAUGUCAGUGGACCAGAGGAUUGGCUUAAGUUUCCGCAGAAGGACGGGGGAAACUUGCUACUGCAGAGUUUGGGGCAUUCGUUGCUCAGCAAAGACAGAGUUAUCCGGGAGUGCAUGUGUCUGAUCGGGAAGAUGUGCGUUGAGGUGGGGACAGGGACAGACGUGGCUGACAGACUAACACAGGCACUCACUGACAAUCUGAAACAAACUCUCUCCGACAAUAAGCUAGCCCUGGAGGCUCUGCUCUCUGAGGUGAGUGAGAGGGAGAAGAGGAUGGAGAGCGAGCUGGAGGCACUGAAGAAGGCCGGGAGAGACCGGGAGAAAGACCUCUCCACACUCAACGCUGUGCUCCAAUGUAACCAGGACAUCAUCAAUGAACUGAGAGUGGAGCUGGUUGAGAAGGAGCGAGUGCAGCGGGAGGUGCAGAAGGAGAGGGAAGUGUGGAGACAACGGGACCAGGCCCUCACAGCAGUCCUACAGGAGAAAGAGUCACUUCUCCUCUGCCUGAAGGAGGCACUAAAGAGCUCUCAGAAAGACAUGCAGGCACUGUCAGACUCUGUGAUUAGCCAAGGGGUGUCAGGAGGCGGGGCUGAGGGGGCUCUGGCCUCUCAGCUGAAAGAGAAGGAGAGCCUAGUGAUAGCCUGGUUACAGGACAGAGAGGAGCACAGCGCCGCCAUGUUCCGGGAGUUCUCCAAGCUCACCACCGCCCUGCAGGACUAUCAGGGUAUAGUGCAGGAGCAGCAGCAGAAUCAUAGUCAGACUGUGUCUUCGCUGUCAAAGCAACUCAACGACACACUCAACGACCUGAGGGAGAGCGGGAAGGAGAACAAGGAGGCACAGCGAGCCUGGCGGAGCGAAAUGGAUGACAAAGAGAGGGAGGAGAGGAAAUUGAGGGAGAGCCUGGAGAAGAGGGACAAACUCAUUGAGCAAGUUCUCCUGGAUUCCGAAGAACGGGAUCAUCUACUCAAAGAACUUCAACAGAACCUGCUGAACAAAUUUGAACCCAUGAUUGCUGUCAAACACACAUUAUGAAAGACAAACAAGAUAGUGAAAGAGCAAAAAACAUAGAACCAUGAAGGUACAAUGCACAUUUUAUAUAGAGGAGUUGCAUGAACCAACAUUUUCUCCACAGGUAGUUAAAAAAGGUUGUGUUUUGCACAUUUGCACUAGUUGCAUCUUGCCUUGGCAGGCAAGCCUUGGUUUUUCUGUUAAAACAAUUAAUGGCCUUUACAAAACUCUUGACUGGAUAUUUGUCAAUAGUGAUGUUAUUACUCUGUUUUGGCAUCAUUCAUAUUGAUGAAGUAUGCUAGUAGUUAAUGUCUGACAUGGACCAAAGUAUAUUUUGAAAUAUUUUGCUUAAAUGGUAGUACUCUGUCCAUGAAAUGUAUCAAUACAGACAGUUCAAAUCAUUUCAUUUCCCGAGAGUUCUAUUUAUGCUUAUUCAAAAUACACUUUGGUCCUUGUCAGACCAUUGAUUAACUAGUAGAAUGGGACAUGGGGAAAUGUAUGAGGAGAUUUGUUAAUGUGUCCUUCAGGGCAUAGUGUAGUGCAGCCGUCUUGAUACGUGCUAUCAGAAGGGGGAUUAUUAUUGUGUUGAAUCUGGACAGUUUGAUGUCGCAGUUUCCCAAGAGCUUUCUUUAUUGGUGUCAUACUGUAAGUUCUGUGAUUUUAUUUUUUUCCCCCUGUGUCUUUUUGUCAGAAUGGGCUAUUUCUGUUCACACUGCCAAUUUCUUUACAAAUUAGCUACAUCAUUCUGCUUGGUAUUGUGAUUGUCAUAAAGGGGUUUACAUUUUUUACCCCAAAAUAUUUUGGUACUUUUUGGCAGGUUCAAUUUUACUACAGAGUGGUUUGAUACAUUUAUUUUGGGAAAAGGUUUAAUUUGAUGUCUGCCAUGUUUUAAAUUUUGUUUAAGUCUUUGUGAGAUUGAGAAAUACAACUCUCUACAUGAUCGAAA